This is a messenger RNA of Acytostelium subglobosum LB1, 2139 nucleotides long. RefSeq lists its product as hypothetical. Lineage: Eukaryota; Evosea; Eumycetozoa; Acytosteliales; Acytosteliaceae. The record is from RefSeq and is a predicted model, not a curated record. The coding region runs from base 1 to 2139 and encodes 712 amino acids. Gene Ontology annotation, molecular function: cysteine-type deubiquitinase activity; zinc ion binding. Gene Ontology annotation, biological process: protein deubiquitination. The transcript has 7 exons.
AUGUCCAGUCAAUCACCAUCAUCAACGUCAACGUUGUCAACAUCAUCCAGCAUCAUCAACAAUGGCAUCGGACAUUAUUGUGUACACUCUGAUGUUAACAACAAUAACAAUAACAAUCAUAAUGAACAUAAUAAUACAACAACAACAUCAUCAUCAACAUCAACAACAUCAGCGGGACAAGAUAAGGCCAAACGUGUAUGUCCACAUCUAAAGACAUUCAAGACUAAAGACAAUGGACUGGCAUCACUUGCAAUCAUCAUGAGGUAUCUGGCUAUGUCCAGGAGUGGCGUAGUAGACUCAUCAAAGUUGUCGAUACCUAGUUGUGUAGAAUGUCAUUGCUUCAAUGGACGUAUUCAUCUGUGUCUGCACUGCGUGUAUGCUGGUUGUUGGCGGCAGCAACAUAUGAUCAAACACUUCCAGGAGACAGGACAUUGUCUGGCGAUAGACUCCACCACCUAUCAACUCUACUGUCACUCUUGCUCCGACUACAUCUAUGACAACGAAUGUGACGAACUACUCGAAGACACUCAACUAAACAUUACACUACUAUUACAAGAUCUAACAAACCCAACAUCCAAGCGAGUAAAGUAUCGCGUAUGGAAGCCAACAUCGAAGGAGUCCAGUCUCAUUCAAACAAACUCAAACUAUAACGCAUCAGCAUGGCUUGGUCUACGAGGACUGAACAACCUUGGCAACACAUGCUUCAUGAAUGUAAUAUUACAAUCGUUCAUACAUAAUCCACUGUUGCGUAAUUACUUCCUAAGUGAUAUGCACAGUAACAACAAAUGUGAGAAGAGAAGAGAUCGCGAGAUCCUACAUCAUCAACAACAACAGAGUCAGGACAGCACGAGUGAUGAUGGCGAGUCAUCACACGUGUCUGUGUCGUCGGCACAAUCAGGGUCCACCACUGGCAGCAGCAACGGCAACGGUGGCAACAAUGGCAACGGUGGCAGCAAUGGCAGUGGCAAUGGCAAUGGAAGAGCGUUGGCAGCAACAACACCAAUGCCCACAUGUUUGGGCUGCGAGAUGGACAUACUGUUCACACAUGUGUUUAGCGGCAUGAAGAAUCCAUACACUCCACAUCACUUCCUGUACAGUUGUUGGAGUUACUCAAACUACUUGGCGUCGUACGAGCAGCAAGACGCCCAUGAAUUCCUCAUCUCGGCGCUCAAUGGUAUCCACACGCAUUGUGGCGGCACACACAACAAGGACUGCAACUGCAUCAUACACUGCACGUUUGGCGGUCUGUUACGAUCAGAGGUCAAGUGCACAUCGUGCAACUUCACGUCGUCCAUCACCGACCCUUUCAUUGACAUCAGUCUGGACAUACCAAAGAGCCAUGCCAGCAGCACGGCACAUCAUCACCGACAUUCCUCAUCCGAUGACAAUCAUGGCAAUCAUGGCAACAACACAUCCAAUGGCAAUGGAGUUGAUAGAGGACACAACACAUUGUUAUCAUGUUUGGAGAGAUUCACACAACCAGAGAAGUUGGACGACAAGUACUUUUGUAGACGAUGUAAUACCAAGCAGGACUCGACCAAACAGUUGUCAUUCGAUACACUUCCAGUGGUGUUUUGUUUCCAUCUGAAACGAUUCGAUCAAUCAAAGAAACGAACACACAAGAUUGACACAUUUAUCGAGUUCCCUCAGAUAUUGGACAUGAGUCCUUAUACAUCCACUCAUAAGAAGAAAAGCCUAAAGAGGAAGCAUAGCGAGAUUAAUGUUGAACCUCAACAACAAUGUACAGAUGAACAGACCAAUGGAAAGGUGGAGGAUGAGGCAAUGAUCGAUCAGAAUACGACAUCAAAAACAACAACCAACGAGAAAGAUACAGAGACAGAGACAACAGAGACAACAGAGACAACAGAGCAAACAACAGAGAUAUUACCAACACUGCAUGAUGACAACUAUACAUAUGAACUGUUUGCAGUGGUCAAUCACACUGGAAAGAUGGAUGGAGGUCAUUACACAUGCUAUGUCAAACACAAUGAGAGAUGGUUCAAAUGUGAUGACUCUAUCAUAUCAAACGCAUCACUCUACAAUGUUAUUCAAAGCAAAGGGUAUCUUUUAUUCUAUAUGAAGAAACAACUGGAAUAUAGAAAGUCAACACCAUCCAAGACGAUACCAACUGUUGUUUAA